Cicer arietinum (chickpea) is the source of this 1452-nucleotide messenger RNA. Its product is annotated as zinc finger protein 7-like. The record is from RefSeq and is a predicted model, not a curated record. NCBI's taxonomy places the organism in Eukaryota, Viridiplantae, Streptophyta, Magnoliopsida, Fabales, Fabaceae.
UGUUAUCUGACAACCCUACCAUCUCUCUAUCUCUCUUCUGCAUCCCCAUAACUCUCUAAUUUUCUAGUCUUAUCUCCUUUAAACUAUUCACUAACUCACUCACUGUCCCCUUUAUGCUACAAAAAGCUCUUUCUUCUCCUUGUUGUAGAUAGUAGAUACUCUUCCCAAUCAGUUACAUAACAUAAUAUCACUUCACAACCCUGAAGUUUCUUUCCUACUAUGUUUGUUAUGUGACAGUAUCAUGAUCAGGCAAUCAAAUUGUCACAUUUGAUCUAAUCCAAUUGCCAUCUGGAAAAGAAGUUAACUCUUAGAAGAUUCAUAUAAAUGAUGACUCCAAACUUGAACUUGGAACCUGAAAAUCAUUCAGAAGGGUGCAGCCAAGUAGUUUCCAAUAAUACAUCCUUCCAAGAAACACCUCAUGAUCUUACAAGAAACAGAAAUACCACAGAAGCGGAUCUACGUUCGAUUACCCUUGACUUGACACUGAAUUUCAGUUCCAAUGAUAGCGAAUUGAAGGGUUCAAGUGAUGCUAGCAGUGAAGUAGGAGCUUCUGAAACUGCUAAUCCUUCUGCACCGGUUACUCCUCGGGUUUUCUCUUGUAAUUACUGCAGGAGAAAGUUCUUUAGCUCACAAGCAUUAGGUGGUCAUCAGAAUGCUCACAAAAGGGAAAGAACAAUGGCGAAACGUGCAAUGAGAAUGGGAAUGUUCACUGAAAGGUAUACAAGUUUGGCAUCUCUGCCUCUUCACGGUUCACCUUUUCGGUCACUUGGUGUUGAAGCUCAUUCUGCAAUGCAUCAAAGAAGGCAUAUGCUAUCACCAUCAUCAAUGAGGACUCCUGAUAUGAGAGCUGCAGCGAAAUUCGAUAAAAAUCAUUUUGGAUCAUUAGUUUUCAUGGAAGAUGAUGAUGUUGGUUGCUUUUGGCCUGGAAGUUUCAGACAAGUGGAACAAGGAGCUUGUGUUAAUAUGGAACAUCCUCAAACUACAAAUUCUAGUUUUGUUCCAAUUGUGCCUUCUCCUCUUCCUCCACCACAAGCAUCUACAUCUCCUGAUCUCACAUUGAAGCUAUAAUAUGAUUUUAGAAAUGAUACAAAAACAGGUAUCCAUCCUCAAUGCAGAAGUAAGAGACUAAUCCUUUGGAGUAAGAAGAUUCAUUUAUGGGGUUGACUUCUCCUAAUAAAUGUUUUUCUAUAUUCACCAGUCAUAAAUCAUUUUUAUGACUACAUGUUUAAUGAACUUGACUAUCUGUCAACCGUGACACACUAAGUUGAUAGGUGUUUAUCUGUGAAUGCAUCAUUUAUCUUAAGAUUAUUUGUCUUUGAUCUCAUUCAAUAUAGACAUGAAAUUAUUAAUUAAUAGGGCGUGCAAUGUAUUGUAUGUAUAGUGAGAUGUGUAUUAUUUCCAAUGGCAACUUUAGCUUAUUUUAAUUUCACAUUAUUAAUGGUUUCCUCUAAA